AUGUCCGAUGAAGAAGUACGGCAAAUCCAGAAUGAAGAAUUAAUGCCAAAAAAAAGUGAAGGUGCCGCACAGGCACCAAAUCAGUCGGCUAAAACGGCAACUGAAAAACCAGUAGAAAAAGUUCCAACACCGGCUGCUGUUACAGUAACCACCGAGAAGACGACCGUUACAAAACCGGCGGUUACUGAUGCUCCAAAAAUUGCUGAUUCAAAUGCUGAAGCUCCAGAAGUUAGAGCAUUAAUUGAGAAAGAAAAUGAAAUGUUAAAGAAAGAAGAAAAUGCUAUCGAUAAUGCAAUUUUUUUGGUGGAGCAAGCAACUAAAUUGCAAUCAGAAGGUCAUAAUAUAACAUUUGGUAUCAUUGAAGAAAAGGAUAUUGAUGGUGAAAAAGUAAAAGUGUUCAACGAUGGAUCAGAAGAAAUUGUUGUUCGAGAUAAUUCUGUUGAUUUCAAGCUUAGUAUUAUGUGCUUAGCUAUUGUUGGUAUUGUUUUAUUCUUACUUUAUACAUAUUGCUUGUACUAA
Molecule: messenger RNA, 519 nt
Organism: Enterobius vermicularis (human pinworm)
Lineage: Eukaryota; Metazoa; Nematoda; Chromadorea; Rhabditida; Oxyuridae
Source: the annotation of a GenBank genome assembly